Acanthocheilonema viteae is the source of this 588-nucleotide messenger RNA. The record is from the annotation of a GenBank genome assembly. NCBI's taxonomy places the organism in Eukaryota, Metazoa, Nematoda, Chromadorea, Rhabditida, Onchocercidae.
AUGAAAAACAAAUUUUAUAGGCAAUUGUCAGAUCGAGCAGAAAGUUUUUGUCGUACGCUUGAAGGACGUUGGGCACUUGGCGAUUGUGGUAAUUCGGUGCUUGUAUUUAUAUGGAAGCAUUAUAAAAAGGUAAUUAUUUGGCCAGCUCGACUUGCUCAACGAUAUGUUACGGCAAGAGAAAGGCGAAAAAUUUUAAAAAAUGUAGAUAGUUUGAUACAAAAUGAUAAAUGGUAUGAAGCGCUUAAACGGAUCAUCGCAGCAUUACACGAUGAUUUAAAGGGUGAACCGGAAGUUCGUAUUGAUACGGGUACAUUAUCAUUAAUUAUCGCUGUAGGUGUUGCUGUUUUAUUUACUAUUAUGAUUACAUGUUGCGUAUGCGCAUUCCGUUGCUGCGGCAAUAUGCGAUCGGAUCAAUCAGAUCGAUUUGGUAAAUCAUUGCAACGAAUUGAUAGCUUUCGAGCGCAAAUCAUACGACACGGCACACAAUUAAGGCAUUCAUUUUCACGAUCACCAAAAUUUGGUAGUUUUCGUGAAUGUUCAAUGAAUAGCUCAUUUAUUAGCGAUGCUGGAAAUGCAACAAUUGUUUGA